AUGAGUAUACUCAGACCGUAUUUUAAGCUUCAGGCAGAGUAUGAUUUUGAUAAACCAAAUUUUAUCUUUACUUCCGAUAUCCCUAAAACUAUAAUUAACAUAGUAUCGAAAUAUUUGCUGCUAGCAGAAAAUGGAGGAGAGUUAACUGACAUGACACGGUUCUAUCAUCCGAUGCUUGAAUUUAACGUUAACAUCGAGCUCAAUACCUUGCUUGCCAGAAAUCGUGAUUUGAAGCCAAGCGACCUAAUAAAAGAAAACUUGAUUACAUUAGCCAAAACUAAGGAUCGAUGUUCGACGAAUAUUGAAAGCUUAUUGACAGCUGUACCGAAGACACCGGGACUUAGUAUUAACCCAUAUCAAUUUAUGUCCAAUGAGGUAUUUAUUGUCAAUUUGACACUUAAGGUAUUGGACUUUAUCAUUUGCGUGAAUGAAGAUACAAACGUGAUUAUUGAUUUCUUAAAAGACGAAAACUAUGGCAUGUUAUUAUUGAGUGAUGAACAAUUAAUAGAUCAAGUUGAAAACUAUAUAAAAGCGACAUUCAUAAAGGGACUUAAAGAGCAACAGACACUGGAUUCAAACGUCGAGUCACGAAAGAUAAAUAUAGCUGACAAUGGCUAUUUAGCCGAUAUUACAGAUGUCCCCAUGGGCAUUCAAGAUGUCUCUAUUAAUAACGGGAAGUCAUUCGUAUAUGAUGACGACUAUGAGUCAUCACUAGAGGAAUUGUUAUUAUUGAGAUCUAAUGAUACUAGGUCGACUGCUAAUGAGGAAGGCAACGACGAUUACGAGAUUAGAACCGAAAGUAUAUUAAUAGAAAAUGAUGAGGAUAAUAAUGUCUUCAGAAUUAAUACUGGCCCGUCAAUAUCAAAAACAAGCAAGCAAAUAAAUACAAUUAAGGAAGAAGAGUAUGAAGACACAUUUAUUGAAGAUAUAAAUAAUUUAAGACACAAUGAAUACUUCAUUAGAUCGGAUAAUUCGCAAGAGAGCGCUAAAAUCGUUAGUGCAAUUCCAGAAUUGAUGACAUUACAUUCAGAGACUCAACACAACCCCAAACAGCAUACAUCACUUCUUAGAUCCCCUGCUCAAUUGACCCAGCAAAACUUGGAGUCUCCAAAAUCCUCCACAAGACGCCUGUCGGUAGUAUCCCUGUCCCCAAAGCAUAAAUCGGUAUCACGAAGAACAUCAGCUGCAUCAUUUUCCAUGAUCAAUUAUGAGGAUGCCAAUCCGGAUUUGGAGUAUGCAUUCCGAGACAAGUCAUCCACCGUUCCCAAAUAUAUUAAACUGGAUAAAAAAUUCAAAUUUAUCAAAGUUGGGAAAGUUCAAAAAUUUGUUAAUUUAUUCGAGGAAAAGCUGGAUCUUGCCUCCAAUAGUACACCCAGUACGCGGGCCACCAGUCCCUUGAAAAAGGCAUAUGUGCCUACAGACUGA
Molecule: messenger RNA, 1425 nt
Organism: Debaryomyces fabryi
Lineage: Eukaryota; Fungi; Ascomycota; Pichiomycetes; Serinales; Debaryomycetaceae
Gene: CTA9
Product: Cta9p
Exons: 1
Coding region: 1-1425 (474 amino acids)
Source: RefSeq, a predicted model, not a curated record